CCCGGGCCUUUAUCAGAGCUGCUCCUCGAGACCAAGUUCACCACCGUCUUUACUGGAACCAAACGUUAUUGGAAAAGUCCAAAUCCGCAGGAGGGGCCAUCUUGUGCCACCUUGGAACCGUCUCUUUGUGGGGGCAACAAAGAGGAGAAGGAAGAUGACUGUGGACGAAUUUCAGGACCCUUCUCUCCCAGGGCGAGUUCAAGGACUGUUGGGCACGUCGAGAAAUUGGCUGUGAAGGGUAUUUCUCCAUCUGCGGGCGAGCAUGGUGGCUGUUCUCCCCACAACACUGCCACCGUGUCAGGGUCACCUCUGCCAGCCAACUCGGGCUUGGUGGUGGCUAGUGACAACACCCCAUCCCAUGGCAAAGGCCUUGAAGUUGGAUUGCUGGAGACUCCACCACGGCCCCCCUACGAUCAAGUCUCAACAGAUCCUAAACCAUGCAUUUUCUCAGAGGCUCGAGAGCCUUCUUCCUUUGGGUCCAAAGGAAGUUUUCCCCACCAUGACAUUGCUACCUCUGCGAUUGCCAUUAGCACAUCUCUGGGUGCCAGGGAAGGUCACACAGCCCUAGGAAUUCACAGCUCAGACCACAGCUGGGCUGUAGAGGACACUCGGGCACAAAGCUUCCCAGACAACAAAGCUAUGGCAGAGAGCACGUCACAGACACUCCUGCCGGGGAAUCCUUCAUCUGGACAAAGAAUUUCAGGUGUGGUUCCACUGGGGCCAACUGGAAAGACUCGUCUUGAAAUACCAGCUUCAGGACCAAGUUCAAUGAGUUCACACCAAGAGGAAGGGAGACACAAGGCAUUUCUUCCUUCCAGGGGCCAAUCUGGAUGUGGGGAAAUAGCCAUUCCCUGCUCCCCUUUAGGAAGUGAUGGUGGGAAGUGUCAAGUAUCUGGAUUAAUCGCUCUGAAGAGUUCUGUGGAUCCUUCUCACCCAGGGCAGCCCCCAGAAAUCCCUGAAGCCCCUUCUAAAUCCAUCAGGAAGAGGAGUUUGGAAGGAAUGAGAAAGCAAACUCGAGUGGAGUUCAGUGACACCAGCAGUGACGACGAAGACCGAUUGGUUAUAGAAAUAUGAAGCUUCCGAGAAGGAUGGUAUCUGUGGUCAAAGACUGUUGAUGCUUCACAAAUAAAUGUCAUCAGGCUGGCAGAAGAACUAAACUCUGUUUAUGAAAUGCCUACAGAUCAGGAAAACCGUUAUGAGUUCCUUCCAAGCCAACUCCAACCAACUCCAAAGCCCCACCAGCCACACCCUUCCCAGCUCCCCUUGGGCACAUACCACUCAUGGUCUCCUGCGUCUAGCCAGGCAGAAGUGGCAAUGAACCAAAGUCUAAGAAUGCUCAGCGUGGGCAGUGACGAGGCCUUGACACCCAGUCUUAAUCCUCUGUGUCAGUCCCUCACUGCCUCCCUCCAGUAAAAUGGCAAGAACCAGAGAGCCACCAUCGGCAUGUUUACUCGUGGACCCCACAAAGUCAAGGCAACUGACUUUCCCCAUUAGUAAGCUGAGGGUUUGCUUUGAGGGUGGCAACAUUGCUUGGGAUAAUUGGGGUAGCUUGAAAAGGAGAUGGGCUGAGAAUUGGGCAUCCAGAUACUUGUGUUCAUUUGGGAAACAAAAUUCAGAUACAUUGAAAAACUGAAGUUUGGUUGGAGUAAUUCUCCUCCAUGGAGAUUGUAAAUAUACUUUCUCCUCUGCCUAUGAUCUGGUGAAAUGCUGAUUAUUUUUAAAUGUUGCACAAAUGGUCAAUGCUCAUUUAUAGUCAGGUUACACAAGCACCUACUGUUCUUGUGCUUGGGGUCUUUUCUGUUGAGACCUUUGAGACCGUUGGUUUUUCUAGCUUAUGCAAAGGUACAUUGUGUUAAAAGUUAAUAGAACAGUCUCUCAGUAAUGAGUCAUUUUUUGAGGGGGAAAAAUUCACUUAUUUUCCUCUGAUUCUUUUUGUCAUAUUGUGCUCUGAGCAAUUUCAAUUAGAGGGUUACAUUUUAGUAAUCUGUACAGCUUAAAUUGAUGCCUGCUCAUCGUGACGGGAGCCUUUUAGAUUUCCUCCAGAAGCUUCAAGGAUACAAAACUAAUUGGAGUUUUGACGCUGUUUUACAUCUCAGUAAUUUUAUUUUGGGGGCUUGGUGUUACUUUCCUGUCAAAUUAAAUCAGCCUCUGUAUUGUGCAAGUCAGAACAGCACAGAUAAAAUUCUCCAGUAUUCCAAGCCAGUGCGCCCCUGUGCAGAAGAAAAUAGCAGAUGUACGUCAGCCAACCCAGCGAGCAAAGCCUCGGAUUCACUGCCUUCCUCUCCUUCUCCUUAAAUGGGAGAGGACAAACUUAAAGAGGUUUACACUGCUGCAUUUCAAUAAAAUUUUAUACUUGCUUUUGGUAUGAUUUUGUACAACUUGAAAUUUGUAGGCGAGCUCUUUCGGCUUAACUUUGACGUAAUGACGUUCACAUGACAACCUGUACUUCAAAGGCAAGGCAGCCAAGCAAGACAGCUCACACACAUGAACACGCUUCAGAAAGUCCUUGCCUGUGACUAAGUAUGGUCAAAUAUCGAGUAUCUUCAUGUGAAUUUUCCCAUUUUGGUGUUAUUCAUAGUAAACUUCAGCGUGAGACCACUCCCCCUGGUUCCGUAGUGUAUGUCUGUGGUCAUGUCAUGUGCACUCAUCGCUCUCCAAGUGAUUUCAAGCCCAGCCAAGAAAAACAUAGGAAGGGAAGUCAAACGGGUGUUAGACAUUCACUCCGUGUACUUUCUAAACCAAACAAAAGUGAUGUGGUGAUUAUCUAUCUGGGCUUUCGAGUUACCCACGCCACUGUAACAAGAGCGGCAGUGCGGGAAGGUGGCCUACGGCUGGCUGGAGUGAGAGAGUGAAGUCCCGACUUGAUCUUUAGCUGCGAAGUCUUGGUUGAGACCCUGUCUGCACCUCAGUUUCCCCAAAUGAGAAUGAGAGAGUUGGGCAAGAUGAGUUCCAGUUCUGGUGAGAGGGAAUGAUGAAGAAGCUGCCCCCUCCUACACACGUGGAGUCGGUGGCUUGGAGAGGCUCCUCUCUGGAGACGUCCCGGGCCCCACGGGCAAGGAGUGUGGGUGGGAUAAUGAGGAGCUGAAACACAAGCAGCCAGUCCUUGCUAUGAACAAUACGAGCUCAGGGAAGCUCCAUCUAAGUUUUUUCCUAGAGUUCCAGAUUUGGGGGUACAAUCAUUCAGUUUAUAACUGUUGGCUAAUAAUUCAAAGAUUAAAAGCAAAAACAGAGCACUACUGCAUGAGUGGAAAAUAACAUCUGUCAAGGCUUAAUUGGUUCCUUUGUCUUGGGAGGUACUGGCCAAAGGGAAAAACCUUAUUCCAGAUCCUUGCUUUCUGGGUGGCUGCUCAGGUGUCAAUGGGACCACUGGUCCUAAAUCAGUAAGUCAUAGUUCCAAGGAGCACCCACCUUGGGAUCGUGAUGGAGGCUGUGUCAUUCUAUGAGCCACCGUUGCUGGUUGCCAUAUCCCAACAUAGGGCCAAUAUGGCGAAAUGUUGCUUCUAUCUCUUUAACUCAUUGUGUCUCUUGCAAAGGUGAGCAGGUUGCCAACCUGACCUCCCUCAGCUGGUCAUUUAGCUAGCAGGUGGCAGUGUUUACAAGUGCACCUUUAUAGCAACAUGAAUUUGUGAAAAAUUAUACUGUGAUGGAUUUUUUUAAAAUUGAAAAUGUAAUUUGCAUGACUGUUAGAGAGCUGCCUAUUGAAAUGCAACCUAAAGUCAAGCUUUUUUUUUUUUUUAAUGAAGAAUCCUUUUAUAAAGCAAGGAACAACCUCUGAUCUCAUAAAUCUUAAUUUUCCCAUGGGUUUUCUUAAAGUGAAAUGCAGUUAUAGGAAAACAUUUUAAGGAUAGCAUCAGCAACUAGAACUUAGUUUGGGUUAUUGAAAAUAAAAUUUCAGUGUUAUCAGUUGGUGAUUGCUGCAGUUUUUUACUCUACGGGUACAUACUGCAUAAUGGUUAAGGGAAAACAAAUUUAUUUUAGAACAAGGUAAACCAGAGUUUAAAGAUCAGAGACAUCCCUCUUUCCCCAGUGCUGUUAAUUUUAUCGUAUCUUUAGGUAAGUGAACCAACUGGUACCUCAGCUUCUUCUAAGGAGAGCUCCAGCGAUGCUGGCCUGGACUAAGGCAAAAGGCCACCUUGAAUUCUCUGCCAUUCUCCCAGGGCAAGGCAGACAAAUGCCACGGCCCGUGAUGCUCAAGGCUCACCUGCAAAAUCCUCUCUCCAGGGGUACCUACUCCCAGCCAGAUCUCGCUGCGGAAAAAUGUAUUGAGGGGGGGGAAGAGAUUUUACCUCCCUCCUUGGCAGCCUAUACUGUUAAAUGAUUCUUAAAGUCCGUGGUGUUUGGCGGAUAGCCUGACUCCGCCUCGUGGUAAGGCUCAGUGAUGGAGAAAGGCUCGUCCCUCUAUUAGGUGUGACCUUUGGGAUUCUAGACAAAGCUAUUACCCCUUUGCUUCACACCUUACAGUAACCAGAAGAAUAUAUAGUUCAUUUGCCAAGAGAUAAAAAAAAGGUGGAGGGGUAUCUCUGAAUUCUAAUCACAACACUGCCAAUAGCCCGAGGGGUGACCUAGGUCAAAUUAGACUUUCCCUUCUGAAAAAUCUCUCUUCUAAAGCUGAGAUUGGGAGAGUAGCCUGGCAGAUGUGCAUUGUGACCACAGUCCCUGGCAUGAAAGAUAAAGGAUUUGCAGUUUCAUGCCAAGAAGUAUUUCCUUGCAUUUCCAUUCAUUACUUAGAAUGAUCACAUUAUUCAUUUUUUUCCCCAGCAUAGAAAUUUGCAUUUUGCACAAAAUUUGCCUGGUGCAGCAGAUUUUUAUAGUUAUGGAAACUGUCAUCAUUAUCGGAAUGUGCUGCUGCUCAACUCCCCAGACAUAAUUUAAUAUGGCGAGGAGAAAAUGGCCUGGCUGGCUGGCUCUAUGGGUGAUCAUAUUUCUACGACUGCAGCAAACAGGGCCUGUGUGUUUUUCUUCACUUCAGUUGUUAUUCCCAUAGUUUGUGUGUGGAAGACUCUUUGGCUUUUGAAACACUACAUUUCUCUAUACUUAAGCACAAUUUCUUGUCCUUAUCUUUCAAGACUCGUUAAAUACAGGUGUCAGGACCUAGAAAAUCUUGUGUGCUAGAUUUCUACCCUGUAUGAUUCUUCUCACCCAUGCUUGGUACUUACGUGGUAAUAUACAUAAUUUGGUACAGGGAAGAAGUACAGGGGCAUUUGAGCACAUUACUUCGCUACUGGAAGAAUAGGAGCCAGGGACAAUCAUCAGCCACACUGCCCCUUGGAGCCCUAGAGGCAGACUCAAAAAUCUUAUAUAUGCAGUCAACUGUUCAGGACUUAAUGAUUGUUCAUAAUCAGGGAAGCGAUUGGCUUCUUGGUUGUUUGUUGAAAUUUAUUUCCUUCUUUAUAUACUUAAAUUAUUUGGUUUUGAUAAAAAUAAAACUAGAUGAAAAUG
This is a messenger RNA of Microcebus murinus (gray mouse lemur), 5439 nucleotides long. The record is from RefSeq and is a predicted model, not a curated record. Lineage: Eukaryota; Metazoa; Chordata; Mammalia; Primates; Cheirogaleidae.